This is a messenger RNA of Symbiodinium sp. CCMP2456, 181 nucleotides long. The record is from the annotation of a GenBank genome assembly. Lineage: Eukaryota; Dinophyceae; Suessiales; Symbiodiniaceae.
GACAAGAAAAAGUUCGUAAAGAUGUGGGAACACAAAAUCGACGACAAGGAGUGUGAGGUGGAAGCUGAAGCAAACAAGAAAGCAAAGAAGGACUUGGAAACUGCGCUGAAAAAGCUGCAGACAGACGAAACCUACCUCAAAGUGAAAGAGGAGAUAAAGGAACAGGAGAUGCAAGGAAAGC